Galeopterus variegatus (Sunda flying lemur) is the source of this 3445-nucleotide messenger RNA. RefSeq names its product INO80 complex subunit D (gene INO80D). NCBI's taxonomy places the organism in Eukaryota, Metazoa, Chordata, Mammalia, Dermoptera, Cynocephalidae. Gene Ontology annotation, cellular component: nucleus. The record is from RefSeq and is a predicted model, not a curated record. The coding region runs from base 120 to 3200 and encodes 1026 amino acids. The transcript has 10 exons.
CAAUCUGCUUCAUCUUGAUUCUGCAGCAUUCCAAACUGGUAUCCUUGGGGUUCCCUUAACAUUGCUAUGGUGCAGAAGAUUUAAAAUCAGCUGAUGUUCACAAGGAAUAGAGUCACGUGAUGUAUGAAGGGAAACAUAUACACUUCUCUGAGGUUGACAAUAAGCCCUUGUGCUCAUAUAGCCCCAAACUGUGCAAGCAGCGGCGACUCAACGGCUACGCCUUCUGUAUCAGACACGUUCUGGAGGACAAGACUGCUCCCUUCAAGCAAUGUGAAUAUGUGGCCAAAUAUAACAGCCAACGCUGCACCAACCCCAUCCCUAAAUCAGAGGAUCGUAGGUACUGCAACAGCCACUUGCAGGUACUUGGCUUUAUCCCGAAAAAAGAGAGGAAGAAAAAGAAUGAUCCUAUAGAUGAGGUAAAGGUCAGGCACCAGAUGGAUACAAUGGCCUUUAGCCUGACGGUGCCCACGUUGGCCUUGAAGAUGCCCAAUGGACUGGAUGGAAUGUCCCUCUCUCCACCUGGGGCAAGGGUCCCUCUGCACUACCUGGAAACUGAGUUGGAAGACCCAUUUGCUUUCAACGAGGAAGACGACGACCUGAAGAAAGGGGCAACUGUGAGAAAGAAAUUGCAGAGCAAGUUGGCCCAGAAUCGGCAGCGCCAGAGAGAGACAGAGAUUUUAAAAGUUCGACAAGAGCACUUUAGUCCCCUUCCAGCACCUUCACAGCAGCAGCCUCCGCAGCAGCACUCCCAUCUGUCACCUUUAUCCACUUCUUUAAAACCUCCAGCGCCACCGCAGGGUUCAGUCUGCAAGUCACCUCAACCUCAGAACACCAGCCUACCAAUGCAGGGAGUGGCACCCACCACACACACUAUAGCACAAGCAAGGCAGUUGUCUCAUAAGAGGCCUCUGCCCCUCCUGCCAUCCAGUAGGGCUCCCAUCGUGGACCCACCCAGGACUGACCGGGUCCUUAUGAAAGCCACAGCCUUCUCUCCACAUUUCUCUUGUAUAAGUCGACUGCAGAGACUGGUGAAACUGUGCACCCAAAAACAUCAGCUGGACACUGAUCUGUUUCCCCAUUUAGGGUUGGACUGGUCUGAAGAGAGUGGAGAAGAGCUGGAGGACUCAGAGCAGGCCUCGCCAUACCAGGUUGCGUGGUCCCUCCGAGAAACCCUCAGAUACGAAAGACACGUGUCAGAUGAUGAUGAUACGGAGAGCAGGAGCUCCAGGGUGACCCAACUUUGCACUUACUUUCAGCAGAAAUAUAAGCACCUCUGCCGCCUGGAGCGGGCAGAAUCUCGUCAAAAGAAAUGCCGGCAUACGUUUAGGAAAGCUUUGCUGCAGGCGGCCAGUAAAGAACCUGAGUGUACUGGUCAGUUAAUACAAGAAUUGCGGAGAGCUGCAUGCAGUCAAACCAGCAUAAGCCAGACCAAGUUGAGGGAGGUGGAACCAGCAGCAUGCAGUGGCACGGUGAAGGGUGAACAGUGCACUAACAGAGCCCUUCCAUUCACCAGACAUUGUUUCCAGCAUAUCCUCUUGAACCGCUCUCAGCAGCUCUUCUCAAGUUGCACAGCCAAGUUUGCAGAUGGACAGCAGUGCUCUGUGCCAGUUUUUGACAUUACACAUCAGACACCUCUGUGUGAAGAACAUGCCAAAAAAAUGGAUAAUUUCUUGAGAGGUGAUAACUCCCGUAAAGUUCAGCACCAGCAGCAGAGGAAACCCAGGAAAAAAACCAAGCCUCCUGCACUUACCAAAAAACACAAGAAGAAGAGAAGGCGUGGACCUCGUCGACCCCAAAAACCCAUCCCCCCUGCAGUCCCCCAAGGGAACCUCAGCAUGCCCAGCAGCGUCUCACUGCCAGUGGAGGCCUCUCAGAUCCGGAGCCCAUCCACGCCAGAGCUGAGUGCUGAUGAGUUGCCAGAUGACAUUGCCAAUGAGAUCACUGACAUUCCACAUGACUUGGAAUUGAACCAGGAGGACUUUUCAGAUGUCUUGCCACGGCUACCUGAUGACUUACAAGAUUUUGAUUUUUUUGAAGGAAAGAAUGGAGACCUCCUCCCAACUACCGAAGAGGCCGAGGAACUUGAACGGGCCUUGCAGGCUGUAACUUCUCUCGAGUGCCUGAGUACCAUUGGAGUACUUACCCAGUCAGAUGGUGUGCCAGUCCAGGAGUUGUCAGACAGAGGAAUAGGGGUGUUCUCCACAGGUACUGGAGCUUCAGGAAUCCAGUCCUUGAGCCGAGAAGUAAACACGGAUCUAGGGGAGCUAUUGAAUGGGCGUAUAGUACAUGAUAAUUUUUCUAGUCUAGAGCUGGACGAGAACCUGCUCCGUUCUGCUACCUUGUCUAACCCACCUACACCCCUGGCAGGGCAGAUCCAGGGGCAGUUCUCUGCCCCAGCCAACGCUGGCCUUACUUCUGCCACUCUGAUCAGCCAGAGUGCACUUGGGGAGAGAGCCUUCCCAGGACAGUUUCAUGGACUUCAUGAUGGCAGCCAUGCCUCCCAGAGGCCACAUCCUGCCCAGCUGCUGAGCAAGGCAGAUGACCUAAUCACCUCACGACAGCAAUACAGCAGUGAUCAUUCACACUCCUCGCCCCAUGGAAGCCAUUAUGAUAGUGAGCACGUGCCGUCUCCCUACAGUGACCAUAUCACCUCUCCCCACACAUCGUACUCUGGUGAUAAUAUGGCAGCUACCUUCUCAGCAGAGAUGCCCAUCAUGGCACAGCACUUGCUCCCAACCCAACUUGAGGUGCCACUUGGAGGAGUGGUAAACCCCAGAACUCACUGGGCUAGUCUCCCUGUCAACCUUGGAGAUCCCUCUCCAUUUAGCAACCUUCUUGGCGCAGAUGGACAUCUUCUUUCCACUUCCCUAUCCACGCCACCCACCACUUCGAACUCAGAGACCACACAGCCUGCCUUCGCCACCGUGACCCCCAGCAGCUCCAGUGUGCUUCCGGGGUUGCCGCAGACCAGCUUCAGUGGCAUGGGACCUUCUGCUGAACUAAUGGCCUCCACUUCUCCCAAGCAGCAACUCCCUCAGUUCAGCGCAGCCUUUGGCCACCAGCUGAGUUCUCACAGUGGCAUUCCUAAGGACCUGCAGCCCAGCCACAGCUCUAUAGCCCCUCCUACAGGCUUCACAGUAACAGGUGCCACGGCUACAAGUACCAAUAAUGCAUCUUCUCCCUUUCCCUCUCCUAACUGAACAUGUCCGUGUGUUUGCAGGCAGGUGGGAACCCGGUGUUUUCUAUCUUUGUUUCCUCUUUAGCACCCCUCUCCCCUUUUCCUAAAGAAGAUUUAAAAAAUAACAGACGGGGAGGAGAGGGACACCCCCUUCCCAGUUCAGCAAGUGGCCCUGCAGUGGACCAUACUUCAGUGUUCACGUGUGCUCCUCAGCACUGGUGCUCAUUCCCUCCUGGCAGGUCCACUCAGCCCCAGUGGUUUCCUUAG